Messenger RNA from Vespa mandarinia (Asian giant hornet), 2411 nucleotides. RefSeq names its product vacuolar fusion protein MON1 homolog (gene Mon1). NCBI's taxonomy places the organism in Eukaryota, Metazoa, Arthropoda, Insecta, Hymenoptera, Vespidae. Gene Ontology annotation, biological process: protein targeting to vacuole; endosome to lysosome transport via multivesicular body sorting pathway. Gene Ontology annotation, cellular component: Mon1-Ccz1 complex. The record is from RefSeq and is a predicted model, not a curated record.
UGUAAGGUUUGGCAAGCUUGAAAAAAAAUGUAUGCAUCAUGCUGCCUCUAUCGAAAGAAACUUGAGAUAGACUGAUGCAAGGAGGCAGACAAAAAGCAUGAUGGCGCCUACUUGUACAUAAUUGUAGUUUAAUUCAUUUAAUAGGCCGUCAUUAAAUGUACGUCGAAAAUAAUAAUCUUAUAAUAGUGGGAAAUAGUGGUUGUGUUCAGGACUAUUCGUCCGUGAAAAAUGGCCACAAAAGAAUCUGGUGUUACCAUCGACGAUGGUAUAGCGGAACCUGGCAUAGAGCCGGGUGCGUCCGCUGAAACGAUGCUCGUUACAACAGAUAGCUUUGAGGAAUACGAACAAGAGAUGAGUAGCAGUAUCGACGAUAGACAAAUGAAGGAAAGUACGACAAGUACUAUAUCGGAAAUUCAGGACGACGUACAAGACAUUCCUAUGACGCCUACUGCUAAGAGCCCUCACGAUUUAAAGAAAGAUGAAUCCUUAGAUGAAUCCGAUAUGGACGACAUUGCUCAUCGUUUAGGUCAAAGUAGUUUAGAUGCCGAUCCGUUGCGUUGUAAAAUCUGGUUAGCCCAAAGGAAACACGUAUUUAUUUUAAGUCAAGCAGGAAAACCCAUAUAUUCUCGAUACAGUUCAGAGGACAAACUAGUCACACUAAUGGGUGUUAUGCAAGCUCUAGUAUCCUUUGUCCAAGCUGGCAGCGAUAUGAUUAGAUCUGUACAUGCCGGAGAUACUAAUUUUGUCUUCUUCGUUAAAGGACCAUUAAUAUUAGUUGCAGUUUCCAAAACAUUGGAAAGUGUACCUCAACUUACUUUACAGCUUACAUAUGUAUAUAAUCAGAUAGUCUCAGUUUUAACCCAAUCUCAAUUAACACGAGUAUAUGAUCUACGAAGGAACUUUGAUUUGCGAAGAUUAUUAAGCGGCAGUGAAAGACUGAUAGAUCAUUUAUUGAAUUUUAUGGAUAGAGAACCUGCUUUCUUUCUAGGAGCUAUUAAAUGUUUGCCUUUACUUCCCUCAAUGAGGGCCUCUAUAACGCAAACUAUUAUACAAACCUGUGGCAAAAUAAAGAAUUUGGUCUUUGCGAUACUCUUGGCUAAUAAUCAACUGGUCACAUUAGUUAGAAUGAAUAAGUUCUUUUUACAUCCAGUGGAUUUGCAUUUAAUACAAAACUUGGUCGACAGUUCAGAGUCCCUUAAGACUUUCGAAAUAUGGACCCCAAUAUGUUUGCCAAAAUUUGAUGCCAACGGUUAUAUGCACGGCCAUGUCUCGUAUCUGGCGGAAGAUUGUCAAGCAUGCUUAUUAUUACUUACUGUGGAUAGACACGUAUUCUUUGUACUUUCAGAAGCUAAACAAAAAAUAGUGGAGAAAUUAAGGAGGACAAAUUGUUUAGAAGCGAUAAAUGAAUCUAUGAAUAAAACACCAAUUACGACCGCGGAUAUCGGCCUACCUGAAAUGCGGCAUGUUCUGUACAAAUGUAAAAGCACGGCGCAAUUUUGGAGUCCUGGUCUUCAACCGCCAUAUACCACUGAUGAGGAAAUAGAACGAUUACUUGGACAGUAUCAAUGUCUGCAUCACAGAUUACACUCUCCUAAUCGACCAUUAAAAUUAAUCUUUCAACAAUUGGAUAAAGAGACUAUGUUGGCCUGGGUAACUUCAGGUUUUGAAAUUUAUGUAACGUUCGAGCCACUUGUUACAAAGCCUGAUGCAAUUGAUGCAGUUAGUAAACUAUUGAAGUGGAUAAAAAAAGAAGAAGAGAGACUAUUUAUAUUAAAUUCACCUACUUUCUAAUGAACUUAUGACAUUAGCAUAAUCUUAGUCUCAGUUAAUCGAGAUUAUCUAAUUUUCAUUUACUAUAUAAUAGUAUAUAAUUUUGCAUCAUUGCAAAGUACAUAUAUUAAUACCAAAUUUAGUAAAAUUCUUUUUUAGUUGAACGAAAAAGAAAAAGAAAGAAAGAAAGAAAGAAAGAAAAGAAAGAAAAAAGAAAAAAAGAAAAAAAGAAAGAAAAAGGAAAAAAAAGAAAAAAGAAAAAGAAAAAAUAUGAUUCCUCUAAAUAUAAUAAUGACAAUCUGCAAUUUUAACGCAGUAGUUUUGGUCAUACUUAAAUAUGAAGCCACCAAAACACAUUUUGUUAAAAGUACCUGGAUGCACUAACACCUUGUCGAAAGAAGUUGUAUUAUUUACAAUUAUCUUUAAGUAUAUAGUGAUAUAUUUUAAUUGUUACAUUAAAUUAGAGCGAUAACUAUUGAGAAAUAUAUGAAUUUCUAUGCAAAUGUAUAUAUUCCUGAUGAUGAAUAAUCACAGAGAUUGUAUUUCUAGAUAGGCUACACGACAUUUAUUUUAAUAUCUGAUAUGAGUGUGUGCGUGCCUCUGUGCGUGUGCGUGUGCGUGUGCGUGUGCGUGUACCGGGG